GGCGCGACCCCCGCGCGCGCGGGUCUCAACAAUGGUGCUCCGCGCUGGCGCGAUCCCCGCGUCCGCCCCGCGGCCGUAGAGGAAGCGGCCGGGAGACGCCCCCCCUUCUCCCCGCCCCAGCCACACACGCUCGCCCGAGUUUGCGCGGCUCGCCUCCCCGCCUGGGGCUCCGCUCGCCAGCGCCCAAGGCGGCUCAGCCCCGGAGCAUGGUGCCGGCGCCCGGCUCUCUCUAAUCGCUCCUCUCCCUCCUCCUCCUCCUCCUCCACCUCUUCUCGCUUCUCCCGUCCCACCCGUCCCUCCCGAGGGUGCUGCCUCUGGCUUCCUUCGGCGAGAGGGAGUGCAACUCUGUGCCUCUCCAAGGAGACUGGCGACUGGCCGGCGACCACCCGACAAGAACUCGCCCCCCAUUGAAAGCCAGCCCGGAACAGCCGGAGAAUGUCCACCCCGAGCCGAUUCAAAAAGGACAAAGAGAUCAUAGCCGAGUAUGAAAGUCAAGUGAAAGAGAUCCGGGCUCAACUGGUGGAGCAGCAGAGAUGCCUCGAACAGCAGACGGAGAUGCGCGUUCAGCUGCUCCAGGACCUGCAAGACUUCUUCCGGAAAAAAGCCGAAAUUGAGACAGAAUAUUCCCGGAACCUAGAGAAGCUGGCAGAAAGGUUCAUGGCCAAAACCAGAAGCACGAAAGACCACCAGCAAUUCAAGAAAGAUCAGAACCUGUUGUCUCCAGUGAACUGCUGGUACUUGCUCCUGAACCAAGUGAGGCGAGAAAGCAAAGACCACGCCACCCUGAGCGACAUCUAUCUGAACAACGUCAUCAUGCGGUUCAUGCAAAUAAGCGAGGAUUCCACCCGGAUGUUUAAAAAGAGCAAAGAGAUUGCAUUCCAACUGCACGAGGACUUAAUGAAGGUUCUUAAUGAGCUUUACACGGUGAUGAAAACGUACCACAUGUACCACGCCGAGAGCAUCAGCGCGGAGAGCAAGCUGAAAGAAGCCGAGAAGCAAGAGGAGAAGCAGAUCGGGAGGUCGGGUGACCCCGUCUUCCACAUCAGGCUAGAAGAGAAGCACCAGAGACGCAGCUCUGUGAAGAAAAUUGAAAAAAUGAAGGAAAAGAGACAAGCAAAAUAUUCAGAAAAUAAGCUGAAAUCGAUUAAAGCGCGGAACGAGUAUCUCCUAACACUUGAAGCAACCAACGCCUCGGUGUUCAAGUACUACAUUCACGACCUUUCCGACCUAAUCGACUGCUGCGACCUUGGCUACCAUGCAAGUCUGAACAGAGCCCUCAGAACGUAUCUCUCGGCCGAGUACAACCUUGAAACCUCCAGACAUGAAGGCUUAGACAUUAUUGAAAAUGCUGUUGACAACUUAGAGCCAAGGAGUGACAAGCAGAGAUUCAUGGAGAUGUACCCUGCUGCGUUCUGUCCACCAAUGAAGUUUGAGUUCCAGUCUCACAUGGGUGAUGAGGUGUGCCAGGUCAGCGCCCAGCAGCCGGUCCAGGCAGAGCUCAUGCUCAGGAACCAGCAGCUGCAGUCCCGGCUGGCCACACUCAAGAUCGAGAACGAGGAGGUCAAGAAAACGACAGAAGCCACCCUCCAGACGAUCCAAGAUAUGGUCACUAUCGAGGACUAUGACGUGUCUGAGUGUUUCCAGCACAGCCGCUCCACGGAGUCUGUGAAGUCCACUGUGUCUGAAACCUACCUGAGUAAACCCAGCAUUGCCAAGAGACGAGCCAACCAGCAAGAAACCGAACACUUCUACUUCAUGAAACUCCGGGAGUUCUUGGAAGGCAGCAAUCUCAUCACGAAGCUUCAAGCUAAGCAUGACUUGCUGCAGAGGACUCUUGGGGAAGGUCAUAGAGCUGAAUAUAUGACUACAAGGCCUCCAAACGUCCCCCCUAAGCCCCAGAAACACAGGAAGUCCAGGCCCCGCUCCCAGUAUAAUGCUAAGUUGUUUAAUGGGGAUUUGGAGACAUUCGUCAAGGACUCAGGCCAGGUUAUCCCUCUAAUUGUGGAAAGCUCCAUCCGGUUCAUUAAUCUCUAUGGUCUUCAGCAUCAGGGGAUUUUCAGAGUGUCUGGUUCCCAGGUGGAGGUGAACGAUAUCAAGAAUUCCUUUGAGAGAGGUGAGAAUCCUUUGGCUGACGACCAGAGCAAUCACGACAUCAACUCUGUGGCCGGCGUUCUGAAGCUCUAUUUCCGGGGGCUGGAAAACCCCCUCUUUCCUAAGGAAAGGUUUAAUGACCUGAUUUCUUGUAUCAGAAUAGAGAAUCUCUAUGAGAGGGCGCUUCACAUCCGCAAACUCCUCUUGACCUUGCCCAGGUCGGUCCUCACAGUGAUGAGGUACCUGUUUGCCUUCCUCAAUCACCUUUCCCAGUACAGUGAUGAGAACAUGAUGGACCCUUAUAAUUUGGCCAUUUGCUUUGGCCCGACAUUGAUGCCUGUCCCGGAAAUACAGGACCAAGUGUCUUGCCAGGCGCAUGUGAACGAAAUCGUGAAGACCAUCAUCAUCCAUCAUGAGACGAUUUUCCCAGAUGCUAAAGAACUGGAUGGCCCCGUGUACGAGAAAUGCAUGGCUGGAGGCGACUACUGCGACAGCCCGUACAGCGAACACGGAACGCUGGAGGAAGUGGACCAAGACGCGGGCACGGAGCCGCACACCAGCGAGGACGAGUGUGAGCCAAUCGAAGCAAUAGCCAAGUUUGACUAUGUCGGGCGGUCUGCUAGAGAGCUGUCCUUCAAGAAGGGUGCGUCCCUACUGCUGUACCACCGCGCCUCUGAGGACUGGUGGGAAGGUAGACACAAUGGGAUCGAUGGGCUCGUGCCUCAUCAGUACAUCGUGGUGCAGGACAUGGAUGAUACAUUUUCAGACACUCUGAGCCAAAAAGCCGACAGUGAGGCCAGCAGUGGGCCGGUCACCGAAGACAAGUCUUCAUCUAAGGACAUGAACUCUCCCACUGACCGCCAUUCUGACAGCUAUUUAGCGAGGCAAAGGAAAAGAGGAGAACCACCCCCUCCAGGAAGACGUCCUGGCAGAACCAGUGAUGGCCAUUGUCCCCUCCACCCCCCACAUGCUCUUUCUAACUCCUCAAUUGACCUGGGGUCCCCAAACCUAGCCAGUCACCCCAGGGGUCUGUUGCAAAAUCGUGGCCUCAAUAACGACAGUCCUGAGAGGCGGCGCCGUCCGGGCCAUGGCAGCCUGACCAACAUCAGCCGGCAUGACUCCCUCAAGAAGAUUGACAGCCCACCUAUCAGGAGAUCCACGUCAUCGGGGCAGUAUACCAGCUUCAAUGACCACAAGCCACUGGACCCAGAAACAAUUGCUCAGGAUAUCGAAGAGACCAUGAACACUGCUUUGAACGAACUCCGUGAACUGGAGAGACAGAGCACGGUGAAGCAUGCCCCCGAUGUCGUGCUGGACACCUUGGAGCAGGUGAAAAACUCGCCCACCCCUGCAACGUCCAUGGAAUCUCUCAGCCCGUUGCACAACGUGGCCACCCUCAGGAGCUCGGAGCCUCAGAUCCGCCGCAGCACGAGCUCCUCCAGUGACACCAUGAGCACUUUCAAGCCGAUGGUGGCGCCCAGGAUGGGCGUGCAGCUGAAGCCCCCAGCCCUAAGGCCAAAGCCUGCUGUUCUUCCAAAAACAAAUCCUACUGUGGGCCCCGCGGCACCUUCCCAGGGCCCCACAGACAAGUCUUGCACGAUGUAGUAAACCCGAGGUCGUGAGGGGAGGGAGUCUGGAGGUGGAGGUGGAUUGGUGACAGGAGUCAGUGAUUGAUCUGUGACGUUCCUUAGUCUUGCGCUUAUAACUGGAGAUCUUUGGACUUUUCUAUGUUGUCGAAUGUAAUGCUGUCUGGAACUAGCUAAGUUAACAUGGGCAUUUGUAUUUUGUAACUUUUUUUAAUAACUGGACACAUGUCGUUUUAAAGACAAUAGAAAUACUUAGACUUACUUGAAAAUCCAAUGCUGCGCCCCUUGUCACCCUCACCCCACAUGGUAUAUGGCUUUGGAUUUAGUGUGUCCUGCAAGCCAGAGAACCCGCCUUCUGGGUCUUACUGGAGUACCGCCUGCCGCGGUCUGUGACACUUGUGGGAAGAGCGUCCGGAGGGGGUCCAGCCUCUGUUAAAGGUCACAGAGGGAGGCUCCAGGGGACCUUCAGUCCAUGGCGUGAAGGGGUUCAAUGACGGCUCCUUCCCUAAGGGUCAUUUCCCUGGAUCUGGGUUAAAGACUCAAUGGAAGAGGAUGGAUAGAAAAAACUCAGAUAUUGCUUGACCUGGACAAGGCAAAGGAGACCCUGUCUCCCGAUCUGUCGACAUGACUCCCUCCAAGAACGCGAUCAGGCCCUGGAGAUGCCCAAGUCCACCGCCUACAUUUACAGAGGACUAGAGCAGUCGAAUAGUAAGGACUUUCUGGUUGCCCCGCAGACUUCUGCAAAGUUGUUCAAUAACUGCCUAAGAAAUAUCUCUACCUUCCCUAGAACCCCACGUUCCCCUUUACAGCAAUGGAAAAAAAAACAAAAAAAACAGGAAAUGAAUCCUUGGUUCACAGAUGUUGUGACGAAAUUACCUUGAUUCCUUCACACCACAACGGCCCAGUGGUCCCCAAACUGAACCCCCAGCUCUGCUGCCCGCAACUCUUUGAGCCAAGCCAGAUCUGGCUACGGUACCGAGGGAGAGCCGUGCCAGGACACCAUGGGAAGAUGACCUUGGUGGUGCCGGGGUGGGUUCUUCCCAGUUUUGUACCUCAGAACCAUGACUUCUCUUCUUGUCCCAUUUGUGUUUGAUUUGCUGUUUGGGAUUUUUGCCUGUGACCUCUACAGAACUCAGAGAGUCAAAUGGACUCAGUUAGGAACUUCUUCCUCUGACCUUUAAGCUCAUAGUCAAUUUUCUUCAUCAUAUAUUUACUAUAUUUUUCCUCUAGCUUAAAAAAGAAAAUGGUAGAUCGUGUGUGUGUGUUUGGUGCUGGGAUUGAACCGGAGGCCUCUCGCAUGCUAAGCGCACACUCUACCACUGAGCUUUCCCCGCCCCCCACCCCCAUCAUUCUGAACACGAUUGUUUUUACUAAGGUACAAAUCACCAUUCUAGCAGCAGCGGAUGUCUACACUAGCGCUGCACUUCCUCAUGAAGCAAGGUGAUGUCUCAGAACAAUGCCCUUUGCACACACCAUGCACUUCCUUCUAGGUUUAAUUUCAAACUGGCGUGCCCACCUCAGUAGCACAGCGUCGACCAUAAUUCACGUAGGAACAAAUUAAGAUCUGUACUAAAAUCAGGAUCAUGACUGGUCGCUACCUCAGUUUGCUGAUCUAAUCAUUCUGUUACAGAAAAAAAAAUAUAUGAAUGAAAUAUCCCCUUUCAAAGUCACUCUCCUCAUUUCACAAAUGUAUUGAAGACAUACUCCCCACCCCCAGCUACUUCCAGGUAUGGUUAGGUUUUAAACCCUAAAUUUGCCAGGCAGUAGUGGCGCACGCCUUUAAUCCCAGCACUCGGGAGGCAGAGGCAGGCGGGUCUCUGAGUUUGAGGCCAGCCUGGUCUACAGAGUGAGAUCCAGGACAGCCAAGACUACACAGGGAAAAAUAACUCAAAAUUUUCAGAACCAUACUUUUUGGCCAUCUUAAAAUAGAAACCAUAGAGACCGAGCCAGGAUUGAACUAUGCUGGACACUGAGCCUUUUAAACAACCCACCCCUGGCUCCCUUGGAAGUUUAUUACCUCCUAAAUGAACCCACCAUUUACUAGAAAACAAUACUGAUUCUUAAAACCAUUUUUCCUUCUUUGAUGGACGAGGCCAGGCGCAGGUCUAAGAAGCUAGCCGCAGCCUUUUUGAAUUCAUUUGUAAAUGCCUUUCUUAAGCUUUAAUUUUAGCUUUUCCAAUCUUACUCCUACAAAACUGCUGCCGUCUGCUGUGUGUCCCCUAGAUCAGGACUCUGCUGCCUUGAAGGACAAAGGACAUGCUUUUGUAGACGCCCCCCCUCAAGGGCCCAAGAGCUGGGCCUCUUCCUCCAGGAAAUGGCUCCCAGUUUCCUCCCAUCCUUCUAUUGUCUCCUCCAUCUUCGAUCCUGUAGACAAUUCCAGACUGACUUCUGUCUCUUAAAUGAAAGCAAACCUUCAGGGGAGCAGUCACUUGCCCUUCGUUUACCCGAUGAGACAACAGCUUUACGUUUUUCCCAUCUGACGCGGGCACCCUUCGAGCCCUGCACAGGAUAGUUUCAGAUCAGGUGUCCCCUAAAGGAUCCUAAAAAACUGUCAGUAGAGCUCACUGAGAGCUACAGUCGAUGAGACUGGUCACCCUGGCGGGGUUUAAGCCACAGAUGUAGCACACAGCAGGAAGGCACAAGGAAAGGAAGAAAUGAACCCCAAGGUGCUCUGACCUCUCCCCAAUUCCCAGAUCUUGGAGACCAUACGCAGUUCAGGGAGGGGAUCAUCUGAUGGGCAGAUUCUAGUCCACAACAAUACCUGACUCCACAUUCACAAAAUAUCCAUGGUUGGGAGGACCGUGUAUGUGUGUGUGUGUGUGUGUGUGUGUGUGUGUGUGUGUGUGUGUGUGUGUGUGCGCGCGCGCGCGCGCGCGCGCGCGUGUUCCAUAGAACCCAGAUGCAGAUUGGCAAAGCCCUUUGGUGUGAGUUGGGGGUCUGAGGGAUGAAUUGUUAGGACUGACUGCACAUUGUUGGAAGAACGUCACAGUAAACUUUCAAACUGUUGAGGGCACUCUGUGGAGCUCAAGUUCUUGUUGCAGGUCAACACCAUUGGCCAACAGUCUUACUUGCGUUCACACAACAUAAUCUGACUUGGGUGCCCCGUGAGCUAUCCACAGAAUAAUCGGUAGUGAGGUCCCACUUAUUCUACUACCGUAGUCAGGAGUAAUUAUCAAUGGAUCAAGAACUCCCAAGGGUCAGAUGGUCUCCUUUGAGUUUUCUGUCUCUAUAUAUUUGCCAAUCCUAAAGUGGCUUUAAAAUUCAAUUAAGAAAGGGGAAAGAGUUGGGCUGGUGGUGGUGGUCUCAGCGUUUAGGAAUGGCUCGGCUCUGAUGUCUGCAAACUGAAGGAACCGUGUUCUAACGUCUGAAAUCCAACAGUAAAGAGACUGUAUCCAUUGAGAGUUCAGAUUUAGGUUGAUAUCUAUUCCUGAACACAGCAGAAAAGACCAGAAAUGCAAGGAAAUGCAUUUGGGAUGCCAUCUCUCUCCUAUCUGCCACUGAGACUCCGAGACACAGAGAGCCUAGAACUGAAGGUUCUACCCAUGUGCAAAUAGAACCCCCUCUACUUCAGAACCCCACCCCCACCCCUCAAGCUCCAGCUGGGCUGGAGCAUCCGACUUGCGUCAGGAUGACCUCAGCGGCGCAGAUAGCGAAGCCAGAGAAGCCAGAGGCUGAGCUUAGCUUUCACUCACUCAUCCUAGUAUACUUUAUUUAAAAAAAAAAAGUCUCAGUGGUAUCAUCUAAAUGGAUACCUGUAUCUUUAAAUUAUAUAGGGAAUUUUGUAUGUUUAAAUAAUUGUACUGGGUUCCAUAAUGCUUAUCUUAGAAACUAGUAAAAGAAAAAAUAUAUAAACUGCGCGUCUGUGAGUGCCCCUCCUUAGAGCAUUCACCUAAGUUCCGUGUGUGUAGUGUGAUGGUUAUUGUGGAUAUUUCCAAGUGUCGUAGGUGGCUGUGUUAACGGGAGACUGCUCUUCCCCUGCAUUCUUGAUGGUAACUCCUGCCCACGUCCUUCAAAUCAGUAUUGUCCCUUCCUGUCAGUUCGGUCAGUUGCAGUACUGGUAGCUUCCUGCUUGUGACGGUUACCCAAUGGUGUCGAUGUACAUCUGUAGUAUGUACACGUGAAAGUGCCUUCCUAUCUUAGAGAACUUUAGCCUUGCUUUUGUACUGUCGCCCACUACGUCCCGCCCACCGGACUGUUCCAAGAUGCCCUCUCCACUUGCUCACCACCACCCCACGCCACCGCCAUGUCUCCCUGCACCUCUGUGCCCAGUCGUGUGUGUCUUGCAUCCAUGUGGCUUAUCAGACUGUCUUGUCCCUCAUAGAUGUGACCGUGCCUUUCUCGCCUGUCCACAGUGACUCCCUGCCAUCCGUCCCAGGCUUCUCCCCUCCAUGAACUCACUCACACUGCAGCCUGCCAUCCCGUCCCCCCUUGCUCUAGAAUCCUGGCUCUCCUCUCCGAGGCGAGGAGAACAGGGGAUGCUUUUACAGCCCUGGAAGAAAAGGAAAUGUUUUGUUAAUCUGUCGUGACAAUGCACUUUUCUGUAUAGUACUGUACUUCUUGGCAUGUACCAUUCCAGGCUUCAGUAUACGGUUGGGUUUGUUCAAGGUGUAGCUUUAUAAUAAAUACGAUAGUUCUGGCCA
Messenger RNA from Peromyscus californicus insignis, 8317 nucleotides. RefSeq names its product SLIT-ROBO Rho GTPase activating protein 1 (gene Srgap1). The transcript is spliced from 22 exons. Gene Ontology annotation, molecular function: protein binding; GTPase activator activity. Gene Ontology annotation, cellular component: cytoplasm. Bases 436 to 3696 code for a protein of 1086 amino acids. The record is from RefSeq and is a predicted model, not a curated record. Gene Ontology annotation, biological process: signal transduction; negative regulation of cell migration. NCBI's taxonomy places the organism in Eukaryota, Metazoa, Chordata, Mammalia, Rodentia, Cricetidae.